AUGACGCCGCCCGUGUCACUGACAACACAGACGUCCGUCCUCAACAGGACGCCGCCCCCGCCAUAUGGGGGGGCGUGUCACAUCCGCCAGCCGCACACGUCAGAGAGGGCGUGCCACUUCCGCCCGCCGCGCACGUCAGAGAGGGUGUGCCACCGCCACCCGCCACACACGUCAGAGAGGGUGUGCCACUUCUGCCUGCAGCGCAUGUCAGAGAGGGCGUGCCACUUCCGCCCACCGCGCAUGUCACAGGGGGCAUUUCACCUCUGCCCGCCGCGCACGUCAGAGAGGGCGUGCCACUUCCGCCUGCCGCACACGUCACAGGGGGCGUCGCAUGUCAGAGAGGGCGUGCCACUUCCGCCCGCCGCGCAUGUCACAGGGGGCAUUUCACCUCUGCCCGCCGCGCACGUCAGAGAGGGCGUGCCACUUCCGCCUGCCGCACACGUCACAGGGGGCGUGUCACCUCCGCCCGCCGCGCACAUCACAGGGGGCAUUUCAUCUCCGCCCGCCGCGCACGUCACAGGGGGCGUGUCACUUCCGCCCGCAGUGCACAUCGCGGAGGGCGUGUCACCUCCGCCCGUAGCUCACGUCACAAGGGGUGUGUCACCUCCGCCCGCCGUGCACGUCACAGUGGGUGUGCCACUUCUGCCCGCCGCGCAAGUCAGAGAGGGCGUGUUACUUCUGCCCGCCACACAUAUCACAGAGGGCGCGUCACCUACGCACGUCAUGCGCGCUGCUGAAGGUGCCAAGCCACCGCCCGCCGCUGAGGGUGCACCGCCGCCGCCCGCCGCACGCGCUGCUGAUGGAGCCACGCCGCCCGCCACGCGCUCCUCCUUGGGAACGCCGCCUCCUCCCGCUGAGGGCGCCGCGACGCUGCCGCCGCCCACCUCGGCCGCAGUUGUCGCUGACCCACAGGUACCCGACGCCGCCCCAUGGACAGCCGCCCCGGGUGUACCAGGUCAGUGUGCCGACGUUUCUUGA
This is a messenger RNA of Bacillus rossius redtenbacheri, 978 nucleotides long. Its product is annotated as formin-2-like. The coding region runs from base 1 to 978 and encodes 325 amino acids. The record is from RefSeq and is a predicted model, not a curated record. The transcript is spliced from 3 exons. NCBI's taxonomy places the organism in Eukaryota, Metazoa, Arthropoda, Insecta, Phasmatodea, Bacillidae.